CACUCUGGCCCGGCACUCGGUGGUGCGGGAGCGGGAGCAGGAGGGCGCAGCGGCCGCUCUGGUCGGCGGCGGACUUUCUGCUCGCCUGCUCGCCUGCCUCUGCCGUGCAGUCCCGGAAGGAAGCGAGCGCAGCAGCGAUGGCGGAGAGUCCGACCGAGGAGGCGGCGACGGCGGGGGCCGGGGCGGCGGGGCCCGGGGCGAGCGGGGUGGCCGGAGUCGUCGGCGUGAGCGGCGGCGGCGGCGGCUUCGGGCCGCCUUUCCUGCCGGAUGUGUGGGCGGCGGCGGCGGCGGGCGGGGCCGGGGGUCCGGGCAGCGGCCUGGCCCCCCUGCCCGGGCUCCCGCCCUCGGCCGCUGCCCACGGGGCCGCCCUGCUGAGCCACUGGGACCCCACGCUCAGCUCCGACUGGGACGGCGAGCGGACCGCGCCGCAGUGUCUCCUCCGGAUCAAGCGGGAUAUCAUGUCCAUUUAUAAGGAGCCUCCUCCAGGAAUGUUCGUUGUUCCCGAUACUGUUGACAUGACGAAGAUUCAUGCAUUGAUCACAGGCCCAUUUGACACUCCUUAUGAAGGGGGUUUCUUCCUGUUCGUGUUUCGGUGUCCGCCCGACUAUCCCAUCCACCCACCUCGGGUCAAACUGAUGACAACGGGCAAUAACACAGUGAGGUUUAACCCCAACUUCUACCGCAAUGGGAAAGUCUGCUUGAGUAUUCUAGGUACCUGGACUGGCCCUGCCUGGAGCCCAGCUCAGAGCAUCUCUUCUGUUCUCAUCUCCAUCCAGUCCCUGAUGACUGAAAAUCCGUAUCACAAUGAACCUGGCUUUGAGCAGGAGAGACAUCCAGGAGACAGCAAAAAUUACAAUGAAUGUAUUCGGCAUGAGACCAUUAGAGUGGCAGUCUGUGACAUGAUGGAAGGAAAGUGUCCCUGUCCUGAACCUCUACGAGGGGUGAUGGAGAAGUCCUUCCUGGAGUAUUAUGACUUUUAUGAGGUGGCCUGCAAAGAUCGCCUUCAUCUUCAAGGCCAGACUAUGCAGGACCCUUUUGGAGAAAAGCGGGGCCACUUUGACUAUCAGUCCCUCUUGAUGCGCCUGGGCCUGAUUCGUCAGAAAGUGCUGGAGAGGCUGCAUAAUGAGAAUGCUGAAAUGGACUCAGACAGCAGCUCAUCUGGGACAGAGACAGACCUGCAUGGGAGCCUGAGGGUUUAGACCCUACUUCCCUCUCCCCUGUCCCUUGAGAGAGAGUGCCAGAAGAGUCCCUUCCCCCACCCCAGGGAUGGAGAGGCGCUGUGUAUCUCCCUCCAGAUGUGAUGUCAUCCGCAAGAUGGCAAGAACCAAACCAGUUGGAUCCCAGGGCAGGGGAGUGGGAAGGCAGGUCUCAAUCUGACUGCCUAGGCUCUCAGGCAUCUGGGGCCAUGUUCAUCCCACCUCAGGGGCCGUGCUCCCAGUUCCAGGAGCACCCUGAGCAGUGGCCUCUGGCAAAAAACAACAACCAACGCACCUCUCCACCAGACCAGCUCCUUAGGGAUGGGUGGGAGACAAAUUGCCGUUCCGAAAGGGAGUGUGCCCAGUUUAGGGGGCUAUCUGGAAGGGAGCUUGGGGUGGGGGGCUGUCUGUGAUACUUACACAGUCUGGGUGGUUGUCUGUCUGUCUGUCUUCAGUCUUGAAGCGGAGCUCCCCAUGCCCUUUCCCUCCUUGUCUCUUCCCAUGUUCUUUCCCACAGGCCAGCAUAAUUGGUUUUCCUAAUUUAUAGUCACUGUUCUAGACAGACCAAAGAGAUGGAACAGUGGUGGAGUCUAGGCUGCUGAUAAGUAAGCUUUACCUAGCACCUGAGCACCUUUCUCCUCUGCCCCCCUUUCCUCGCCCAAUUUGAGAU
Molecule: messenger RNA, 1866 nt
Organism: Suncus etruscus (white-toothed pygmy shrew)
Lineage: Eukaryota; Metazoa; Chordata; Mammalia; Eulipotyphla; Soricidae
Gene: UBE2Z
Product: ubiquitin conjugating enzyme E2 Z
Exons: 7
Coding region: 138-1199 (353 amino acids)
Biological process (GO): negative regulation of apoptotic process
Cellular component (GO): nucleus
Molecular function (GO): ubiquitin conjugating enzyme activity; cysteine-type endopeptidase inhibitor activity
Source: RefSeq, a predicted model, not a curated record